Paraphaeosphaeria sporulosa is the source of this 3166-nucleotide messenger RNA. RefSeq lists its product as uncharacterized. Lineage: Eukaryota; Fungi; Ascomycota; Dothideomycetes; Pleosporales; Didymosphaeriaceae. The record is from RefSeq and is a predicted model, not a curated record. Gene Ontology annotation, molecular function: metal ion binding. The transcript is spliced from 4 exons. Bases 11 to 3166 code for a protein of 1051 amino acids.
GUCUUUGAAUAUGGCGGACAAGAUGCUCCAACAGGUCAGCUGGACGCAGGCCCUUAAAGGCAAACGCAUCCGUGAGAGCGACAGCGACAGCGAGGGAGAGCAGACCCUCACAAUUGCGAAGACGCCUCGCGAGAAACCGGGAAAAAAGAAACCACGAGGCAACAACCCUGUAAAAAUGCCGAAGGGUAGUCCUCAAUCGGCUUCGGCAGCGCCUGGCACUCGCCCCACCACCGACCGACAGGAAUACGUGAUUCCGAAGCGGAACGUGUUCAGGGAGUCACAGAUGAACCGCGCCGAGCUCCCGCCUUCUCCUCCAGAGACACCAGUCGCCGCGCCGAGCUCGACUAACAAGUCAACCGAGACCCCAGUCAGCUCCGGCGCUCAGUGGCGUCACCUCGGCUUGUAUGAGUUCCCGCUGCAUGAACCCGAGAAGAUCAGCUUUCCACAGUAUACCUGGACCGUUGCAUGGCAAGCUGUAGAAAUUCACCAAGAUGCUAGCGCGUCUCUGCUACUUGCAGAGGAGAUCGCUCACAUGCAAAAGGAGACUACCGAGGAGUUCGCUCGUAUGCGAAAAGAAUUUGUCGAGUCGCGUCAGCAUCAGGUCGAUCCAGACCAAGAAGAGCUCAAGAGAAAGCUUGGGGUUGCUGAAAAUGCUCUUGCGAUCGAGCGACAUGAAAAGAAGGACCUUCAGAACAAGCUUGCGGCUGAGCGACAAGCCAAGAAGAUCUUUGAGGACGAGCUUACCGCUGACCGAAAAGCGAAGGUGAGCCUCCAGAACGAGCUUACUGCCGAGCAAAAAGGGAAAGCAUACCUUCAGAAUGAGCUUUCUCUGGAGCAGAAAUCGACCAAGUCCUUGCGAGAGAACCUCGCAACUGCUCGGCAAGAAAAGGAAGAUAUCAGCAAAGCGCGCAACAAGGAUGCUUCGGAUUACUCCACCAAGCUUGGAGAGCUCGAGAAGGAGAAGAGGGAUCUUUCCGAGAAGUUCAGUGCCGAGAAGAAGAAGUGCCAGGACCUUGAGAACAGCAACGGAGUAUACAAUCAGCAAUACCAGCAAUUCGAGGAGCAGAAGGUCCAGGUUAAGGAGCAAACAGUCGAACAAUGCAAGAACCACGUCCUGAAGGGUCUUGUUAAGCUCCUCGCAGAUUACUGGAAUGACAGCUCGCUCACAGUAGACAAUAUCGCUCCUGAGCUGCACGUAGCAUUCUUCGACGUGAUCGACGGUAACAGCAACUUCGAUCAGCUCGCAGACCAUGUCAAUAGCUACUACAAUCAGUUCCACUGGGAGCCUACGAAUAUUGAAGGCAGUAUUGAACAAGGCAUUGUUACAGAUGGCACUCAAAGAUCUGCCUCUGCAGUACCGCAACCUCCGACCCUCGACUGGCAGCAGCCUGCACAAGCGAAUACUCCGGCUUCUCAAGCCCUUGUACCUGUCUCUCAGCCAGUCGAAAUGGAGGUUGAGUCUACCCAAGUAGUCACCAAGACUCCCGUCGGCACGAUCCUGCCCCAGAUGUCGAUUGUAAACCCCAACUGGACGUGGAGUUCUCCAACACAACCGUCUUCCGUUAUUGGGGUGGGCUACGCAACGCCAGAAUCCAUGGAGGUUGAUACGACUAAGCCGCGCCGUAAGGUACCCUGCAAGUACUUCAGCUCUGAUCGUGGCUGCAAUAAAUGGGAGAAUUGCCCCUUCCUUCAUGAUGAAGCUGUGAACAGGCUUGGAAGCGCUGCGCCUGACCCGAUGGAGGUUGAGGCUUCCAAAAAGAAGAAGAUUUCAUGCAGGUUCAUCCGCAGCCCUGGCGGUUGCAAGCAGGGGGCGGCCUGCAUGUUCCGUCACCCUGCGAAUUCAUCGACACCGCAACAGGCUCCCUCCGCCGGUAUAGGCGCCAACACGGCGGAUCGGACGGAAAUCGAGACCCAAAUUCGAAAGCAGCUCCCAGAGUGUAGGUAUGCACGUCGCCUGGGUGGCUGCACACGCCAGAAUUGUCCGUUCACUCACCCUGCCGAUCCAACUGUCGCGCAACAAUCCUCUGCGACUGGCUUAAGUACCGAUACGACAAAUGCUAUGGAAGUUGAGGUUCCUAAUCAACGCCCACUUUGCAAGUUCAUGCUGCAUCCUGGCGGCUGCAAGAAGCGGGACACUUGCAAGUCCACUCACCCUGACGACUUCGACUGCUGCUUUGCUCCAGAGACCGUUGCUAUUCUGGAGCUGGAGGUACUACCAGCACAGCGAGCUCUUUUCCAGGCGAAGAGUGAAGAGGCUAAGCUUCAGCCUAUAGUGCAAAUGGUCCGAGGUUAUUACAAGUUCAUCGAUCAGAUGAUCGGUAGUGCGCGCCAGGCCUCCCUAAACCGCAAGAACAGGAUCAGCUUCAUGAAAAUGAUGGAUGGUCACAUCGGCGCCGUGGGAGUACUAAUCCACGACGCGCCACCGAGUCUCAUUCGCCGCUUCAACCUGCGCGCGAAUGGCUUCCUGGCUGUUGGUAGUAGCAUCGAUGGGUGGUUCGAUGCGGGAACCAACAUGCCGGAGGAUUGCAUAGACUCCUGGAUGCUCCUGAAGAUGUUCGAUCAGGUCAUGGUCGACAAGAUCCAACUGCCAGUUCAUAUCGCUUCGUCACCUGUUUCAACUUCUGCACCGCCUGCUUGGAACAAUGAGCAGAGCCAUGAUGAUAGUCGCGGUACUACGUCGCUUGGAGCCCUUCCAAUCUCGCAGCUUGAUCAAGACCUAGACGCCAUCAUCAGGUCGGGGGCUCAAAACGCAAACCAUCGGAGGAACAGAGCACCACCCCGAUCAUCCCGAAGCGUUCAGCCUUAUGGACGUCAUCGCGGUACCCAGCCCUCCCAUGGCGACCAUUUUGGCGAUGGUAACCGUCUAAAUUUGCGUGCGGUGAACAGUGGACGUAUUCAGAGGUCCACCUCACCCCGGCAACCUCCCACAGGUCCUCGUCAGCAGGCAUAUCCUGGCACGACAGAGCGCAACGUCUACGCCCAGGACCGCCAGCAAAAUGCCAUUCGGAGGACCACGUUCUCCCAGGCAAGUGAAAGGUCAGCACAUCCCGCGGCUGGGUUGAAUAAAUAUCCCGCACCAGAGGAUCCCCCAAGGAUUGAGGCCGGACGCAGCAAACCAGGAUUGAGGAGAACAUACAAGGAGUCAACGCCAGGAGAACGCACAUGA